AUGGCUGCGUGGAACCGCCACCACCACUUUAACAUGCUCAUGGAUGAGAAUGCCAAAAACAAGUUGGGCGUUGUCGGCGGCGGCAUGCCAGAGGCCGCCGGCGGCGAGAGGCGGCAUGUCCCGCUGUACGGGCGGCUGGUGGCCGAGGAGCAGUUGGCGUCCAUGAGCGCGCCUUCCGACAUUCAGGUGAGCGCUAGAGCGCGCAACACCCGAGCUUUCUGCCGCUACCGUUACCCCCCUCAGGCUAUGCAAGCACGGAUACCACAUCACUUUCGGGAUCCGUCAACAGCACCGUUAAGGAAACUCAGCGUGGAUCUUAUCAAGACAUAUAAGCACAUUAAUGAGGUACGUCUAGAAUUAUACUUGAUUGUAUUGUUAAAGUCUACUUAA
Parnassius mnemosyne (clouded apollo) is the source of this 390-nucleotide messenger RNA. Lineage: Eukaryota; Metazoa; Arthropoda; Insecta; Lepidoptera; Papilionidae. The record is from the annotation of a GenBank genome assembly.